AUGGGCCGUAAGGAAAAGCGAGCCGCGGCUGCGGCCGCUGGCUCCACCUCCAGCGGGCCCACCAUCUCCUCCUCGUAUGUGUUUGUUCCUUCGUUCAAAUGGCAGAUGUCUUGCUUUCUUGUUUGUCCCCGCUCAACACCACCCGUGCUGUAUCUGCUAAUGCGCAGGCAGCCACACAAGCGCCGUGGCUUGUUUACCCUGCGUCGCGCACCGCGCAUGGCUGGCACCUCCCGCGAGCAACAACAACACCAGCAUCAAGUGCAGCACCACGAGCAGCCAUCACAGCUGCCGCCCCAGGUGCGGCAGCUAAGCAAGGCCACCCGCAAAGGUACUUCCAAUAAAGGCUCGUCCCGCCACAUCCAUUUCGCCGAUGAUGUGGAUAUUCAGGACCAAGCCAUGGCCGAUGGCUUCUUGCCGUCGCUCUCCAACAACUCGGAUGACCUGGGCCUGGGGGACUGGGCAGCUGCGGCCUUUGAGUGGGAUACAACCGAUGUUACCCUCUCCACCAGUCGCGGGCUUCACUGGCUCCAAAAACUGGGCGUGGUCUCGCGGCACUUUCGUCCAGAAGACCUUGAUUCAACGCAGCGCCGUGUCAUUGACGACAUCAUGUCCAAAUUGCACCAGAACAACAUUGACGAAAGUGACAUUGAGCGGCACGGUGAGGAGCGUCGGCCGUCUGGACGGUUGGACAUGGCGGCGGCAGCGGCGGUGGCUGCUUCCUCACCCGUGCAUACAACUUCCCCGCUACGCGUGGGGACAAGCAUGAGCGGUUUACCUUCUAGCCAGACAGGCAGUUUUCGCGCGGCCACGCUUAGCACUUUCCAGAUCGAGAAGCAGGCCUACGAGGACACGAUUCCCAUCACUGAAGGACGGGCACGAACUCGCAUCGAGCCGAGUCAGGUGGCAGCAGUCACCCACCGCCUGGCCCGGGCCUGGGCAGUGGGUGCCACUCCGCUCCAGAUCAAUGAGCUGCUUGAUCGUGAAAUUCAGCAGCUGCUGCUCAUGUCGCGUGCACGGUUGCAGGCAGAGAUUGUAUCUUUGCGUCACGAAAAUCGUAGCAUGCGCCACGCGCGCACUGGGCAGACCGAGCUGGGGCGUGCAUUGGCCGCUGAAAAGUCCCUGACGGCCAAGCUGCAAAGUAUUUGUGAUGAGCGCGACCAACAGGUGGAGGCUCUGACGCGCGAGCUGCGUCGUGCCAACGACGAGCUUUCCGUGCUACGAGCCGCAGCGCCUGCUCGCCAGUCCACAAAGGCCCAGGAGAAAACAAGCGAGCCGGAAGGUGCCAAGGAGGCACUCGGCGAGGGGCAGUCUGCAAGCGAGGCAGAGCAAAACCAGCGCGUGCUUGAAUCUAGCUUGGAGGAUGACCUUGUUUCACCAACAUCUCCCACAUCUGGACCACGCUUCUCUUUUUCAGCGCAUGGAUCGGACGCGGCCAAGGCAGCCCUAUUGACCACGGAGCCCUUUGGCCUUCGUCGUGCGUCAGUGCGCUCGGCUUUUUCCGAGCAGAUGUUCUCCAUGGGGUCGCAGACCUCGCUUCUGCAACAAAAACAGUCGAUGCUUUUGAGUGACCGAACACCCGACCGCGUCUCGGCCACGUCAUCUUUUCGCAGCUCGCACGCCGCCAUGAAUGAUUCGUCGCGCCUGGACGAGGUCCUACAUGAGCAUGGUGUGCCCAAGAGCUACCGUGGCAACAUUCUUUCCCACGUGCGUCGGAGCGGGCGUCGCAAGUCCCCCUUGACCACGCCGAGCAGCCUGGCUACCGAUGGUGUCUUGGUUUAG
Messenger RNA from Monosiga brevicollis MX1, 1779 nucleotides. RefSeq lists its product as uncharacterized. Bases 1 to 1779 code for a protein of 592 amino acids. Lineage: Eukaryota; Choanoflagellata; Craspedida; Salpingoecidae. The record is from RefSeq and is a predicted model, not a curated record. The transcript is spliced from 5 exons.